AUGGUACAAAGUCUUCGUUACUGCCCAGAAUCUAUGCCAGCAGUUGAUGCAGUGGUGGAAUCCCCAAUGCCGUCCCUUGAAUUUACUGAAAUCUCACAGAUAUCUUCCAAACCACUCCUUGAAUUCACUGAAACGUCUCAGAUAUCUUACAGGCCGAGUGUGGAUGAAAUAAAUGAAAGCGACCACGCCAGACAAUGCACGGCUUGCGCCCAUGUUUGCAAAGAAACUAUUGAGUCUAUGAAUCAAACUAGAACGCACGAAAAUCGGUUCGAAAGAAGAAGAAAUGUAUUCGGUCGCCAUGGAAAGGAUAUAGUGAACCGUGUGCAUAUGUUUAUCAGUGAAAUGAAGAGGAAACUGGAGGGGACAUGUGCCAACGCAUUAUUCGACUCGCCUAACAAAUUGAUUGCACUAGCACUGGGGAUUUCAACCAGGACCGUGACGCGGAUAAGCCAGACAGAGGAGACCCCACAGCCAGAGAGAAUCACCCAAAACCGCAAAAGGAUGAGGAUGGUCAGCGUAAGAAGGAACGGACCACAGUGGGGCGAAGUAGUCAAGCAGGCUAUACAUCAGAAGUUGAGGGAUGAGCUCGAUAUUACUAUGACGGAGCUUCAUGGCCAUCUAUGUAGCACAUAUGAAGAUUUUGAUCUCUCACGUGCCACCUUGCACAGACUUGUGCGAGGACUCGGCUUUUCUUAUAGGAAAGUUAAACGUCAGAUAUACAUCUUCAAAGACCUGCACUGGUGGCGAGAAGGGAAGAAUACCUCAGAGGUGAGGGAGAGAACCAUCAACUGGCUUGGUUCGGUUUCUUCAGCCUUAGCAGACGCAUGGUAUAGGGAAGCCAGAAGGGAAGAAACUGAGGCUUGGGAGAAGCACAUCGACAGGGAGGAAGAGUCCACUGACACCACUGAGUCAUCACUCUCGACAGAGAGUGAUGACUCAGUGGAGUCUUUGUCCUCAGAUUCCUCGUAUCCGUAUGCCGAGUGA
Molecule: messenger RNA, 984 nt
Organism: Cylicocyclus nassatus
Lineage: Eukaryota; Metazoa; Nematoda; Chromadorea; Rhabditida; Strongylidae
Source: the annotation of a GenBank genome assembly